Haliotis rubra (blacklip abalone) is the source of this 2065-nucleotide messenger RNA. RefSeq names its product sodium- and chloride-dependent glycine transporter 1-like. The record is from RefSeq and is a predicted model, not a curated record. Gene Ontology annotation, cellular component: membrane. NCBI's taxonomy places the organism in Eukaryota, Metazoa, Mollusca, Gastropoda, Lepetellida, Haliotidae. Gene Ontology annotation, biological process: sodium ion transmembrane transport. The transcript has 13 exons. The coding region runs from base 221 to 1810 and encodes 529 amino acids.
CUGUGCUCUCAACCAGAACGCUACGAGCUGUCAAGCAAACGUUUGUGAGGAUACGGUGUCAACGGUCACAUUCUCGGCUGGCCUUUUGCCAAUAUGAACUUAACGCACAAUUAUCCUGAUUUGAUGACAUAAAUAUAUAAUUGGAUAAGAGCACAAUUGAGGAAACACCGCUCUGACCAUACAAGCUGCCAGCUGAACAGUGGAGGACAACAUUCGAAACAUGGCGGACCUCGAGAGCAAGGAAGACACAGUAACAAGCAAUGUAGCUAAGAAAGAAGGGGGGCCUCUUCCAACUACCCAGGAAUCUACUGCAUCAGGACCCGCCGUAUCAACUCCUGUAACUAGCUUUGAUGUCGAGGACCAGACGGCUGUUUCCCCGGGCGUGGAACGGGGGUAUUGGGGCUCCAAUGCAGAGUUUAUAAUGGCCGCUUUGGCCAUCACCAUAGAUUACAGUCUGAUAUGGAGGCUUCCCUAUAUGUGCUACAGGAACGGAGGGGUUGUCUACAUGAUCCUGUACGGCAUCUUCCUCCUCCUGUUCGGAGUCCCCAUCUUCUACAUGGAUCUAAGUCUGGGUCAGUUCUGUGGGAAAGGCCCAGCCCACAUCUAUAACCUCAGUCCACUACUCAGAGGUAUCGGCGUGGGAAUGGUCGUAGUGAUAGCUAUGUGUCAUCCCCUAUAUAGUACGAUCACGUCAUGGAGUCUGUACUACCUGUUCCAGUCAGGGUCCACUGUUCUACCAUGGUCUACCUGCAGCAACAUGUGGAACACCAUCUCAUGCAUAGAUGAUCAUACGGCAUCAUUUAAUACAAGUCAGGACUCGUACAUGUUCCGUAUGCUGUCGUCCCCUGGGGAAGAAUACUUUAAUAGGCGAGUCUUGGACAUUUCUACUGGGCUCGAACAAUCCGGUGGACUUCGCUGGCAGCUGGUCGGGUGUACAUUCGCCACAGCGCUUCUCAUAUUUGCUGCUUUGUUCUGGGGAGUUAAGGUUACUGGAAAGGUGAUGCUCGUCACGGUGCCACUCAUCUUUCUCCUCCUUCUGGCACUGUUUAUAAGGGGCAUGACGUUACCAGGGUCACUGGAAGGUGUAAAAUACGCCCUCCUACCUUCCGCAUCAAGUCUCCUGGAGCUACAGACGUGGACCUCCGCACUAAUCAGUGCAUGGUAUACAAUCGGGAUGGCAACAGGUGUCAUCAGCACUCUGGCAAGCUACAAACGCUUCAAAUCUACGGCACUGAGGGAUUCCUAUAUAGUGUGUGGCGUGUCACUUGGCGUGGGUAUGAUUACAAGCAUGAUGGUGUUUGCUUUCUUUGGGGCAAUUGCUCAGCAUAAAGGUGUGGCCAUGCAUAACGUGGUAACGGCAGGUCCGUCGACAGUGUACAUUGCCAUGGCGGAAAUGCUUGCACGCCUUCCGGUCCCCCAAGUCUGGAGCUUUGCGUUGUUCUUCAUGCUUUUGUUGAUGGGACUCAGUACACAGGUCCUUACUGCUGAAGUUGUAAUAACGGCAGUGCUGGAUAGCGUGCCCCGCCGAUCUCGCCUGAUACGAAUCGUCAUCACUGCCGCCGUCUGUGGAGUCUCCUUCCUUCUCACCUUUCCUUACCUUUCAGAGGGUGGUAUCUACUUCUUCACUAUGGUAGACAUUAGUGUUAUGAGGCUUUCUCUCUAUGUAUUUGGCUUCCUGCAGCUUCUAACAGUCGGAUGGAUAUAUGGCAUUGAGCAGUUAAGCAGAGACAUCAAGAUGAUGACAGGUCUCCGACCUCCUGUCGUCUUCAAGCCCAUCUGGUGUUUCGUCCUUCCACCCUUAUCCUGUUGAUGUUUUUACAUUCCCUCAUAAACCACUACCGGCUUGUUUACGGCAGCUACAUUUUCCCCGUGGGGGCUGAAGUGCUGGGCUGGUUCAUUUCACUGGUGCCCCUUGCACCACUACCACUGUUCGUUUUCGUCGCGAUCUUUUUUGCUAGAAGUCAGCCUGUUUUGAGUCCAAGGCCCGACUGGGGUCCAGCUGACCCGGCCUACCACGCGGAGUACCACAGCCAGAAGUCCAGAAACAUGACCCUGACUGACAAAA